CAGACUCCCAAGCGCCCUAAGGGACGGAAACCGGGGCGGAAGGCGGGGCCUUCCCACGGCCCCUCGAGGUCCGGCGGGCGGUGCGCUCGCUGACGGACCGCGGGACGCAGCCUUCGUCUCGGGCAGCGCCGAGGCGCACGCCAGGGUCCCUCGCGAAGUUGGCUCCAGGGGGAAGCCCGUCAAACGAGGGCCGGGUGGGGGCUUAGGACACACACACACACUUAUUCUCCAGGGCCACGGCGGGCACCGGGGAGCCGGCGGCGCGGGCUAAGGACGGCGCGGACACCGACACCCUGCCACAGGCAGCGGACACGGGCGGCACCCCGGCGUCCCUGUCAGCCGAGGCCCGGCGCGGCGCAACAGCUGAGCGCGGGGCGGCGCAGAGAGGCUGUACCUGUCAGAUGGUGGCAGAAAAAGAGACCCUGAGCUUAAACAAAUGCCCAGACAAGAUGCCGAAGAGGACCAAGCUGCCGUUCCCGGUGCACCAGCCUCACUCCCUGGUUUCUGAGGGCUUCACAGUCAAAGCCAUGAUGAAAAACUCAGUCGUGAGAGGGCCGCCAACUGCAGGAGCAUUUAAAGAAAGACCAACGAAGCCCACAGCAUUUCGAAAAUUUUAUGAACGAGGGGACUUCCCAAUUGCCCUUGAACACGAUUCGAAAGGAAACAAAAUAGCGUGGAAGGUAGAAAUUGAGAAGCUGGAUUACCAUCAUUAUCUGCCUCUGUUUUUUGAUGGGCUCUGUGAAAUGACAUUUCCCUAUGAAUUUUUUGCUCGGCAAGGAGUCCACGACAUGCUGGAACACGGGGGGAACAAGAUUCUUCCUGUCAUUCCACAGCUCAUUAUCCCGAUAAAAAAUGCCUUGAACCUCCGAAACCGACAGGUCAUCUGCGUCACUCUCAAAGUCCUACAGCAUCUGGUUGUGUCAGCUGAGAUGGUGGGUGAAGCUUUGGUGCCCUAUUACCGUCAAAUCCUCCCCAUCCUGAACAUCUUUAAGAAUAUGAAUGUAAACUCCGGGGACGGCAUCGACUACAGCCAGCAGAAGCGAGAGAACGUCGGGGACCUGAUCCAGGAGACGCUGGAGGCCUUGGAGCGCUCCGGAGGAGAAGACGCCUUCAUCAACAUCAAGUACAUGGUCCCGACCUACGAGUCGUGCCUGCUAAAUUAGCAGUGGGAACAGCUAGGAUUCGAGGAAGGCUUCUCCUACCUUCUGAUCAUCCGUCUCUGCUGCUGUUAGCAUCUCAUUAUCGGUGACUUCUACGGCUCCCUUUUCUACAGCUGCUAAAAUAGUAGCUCACGGGCCAUUGGACUUCUAGCCCUAUUGAGAGCAAGGCUUUCCAAUACACAAAUAGUGCCUGUUUCUUAGAUU
Molecule: messenger RNA, 1364 nt
Organism: Kogia breviceps (pygmy sperm whale)
Lineage: Eukaryota; Metazoa; Chordata; Mammalia; Artiodactyla; Physeteridae
Source: RefSeq, a predicted model, not a curated record